Molecule: messenger RNA, 869 nt
Organism: Eutrema salsugineum
Lineage: Eukaryota; Viridiplantae; Streptophyta; Magnoliopsida; Brassicales; Brassicaceae
Exons: 1
Coding region: 97-858 (253 amino acids)
Source: RefSeq, a predicted model, not a curated record
CCAUUAGUGUGAUUAGACAAGUAAAAAAAGUGACCAUUCACUUUACUAAAACCUUCAUUUGUCUCAAGAGAAUUUAGAGAGAGAGAGAGAAUUAAAAUGGAUUCGUUUGUUUCCGAGAAUGUUGCGGCUGAGAAAGUUGUUGCCAUGAAGAGGUUCGAGAGAAGGAGAAAGUUUUGGAAGUUUCUUCCUGUUAUUGAAGCUCUCGUCGCCGUGUUACUCAUACUCUCUUUGUUUACGUCGUCUCUCUCCGCCGGUGAGUAUCUACGCCGGCUUAUUUCCGGUGGUUUGACCGGCGGAAUAUUCAUAAUAUUCGGAGUCGUGAACGUUCUCAUAGCCCUGAUAUUCUCCUUAUCUAACCACCAGAAGAAGAAGCUAAUGAUCGAACCUGAUCUGUAUUUUCAAUACGUUUCCUCCUCCGCCGCUGCUCCUGUCGCCGCCGUAGUCUCGAAACCUUCGGCGUCUGAAAACGCAGAAAAGACUUCAGAGGUAAAGCCAAAGACGACGGACUCUCUCAGCUCCGUUACUCUGGAGAAUAAAGAAACUAUUUUAACCGCCGGAGAGGCUCGAAUGGUGAGGCGAGAGAUGGUCCGUGCGGUCAGUUCAGUGGCGGAGACAGCUGAUCGUGCUAUAAGGAGGAAGCGUGAAAUGACUUUUCUGCCCGCAACUAUGACUCAUGAUGAUCAUCAUAUUUACAGGAGGUCGAGAUCAGAGAGGCUUAACCUACGGGGAGAUCUUGGCCGGAGCAUGAGACGGUUGUGCGAGAUGGAUGAUCUGAGCAACGAUGAGUUUCGAUCAACGGUGGAGACUUUUAUAGCAGGGAAGAAGAAGAUGUUGUUGAAGGAAUGGAUGAAGCCGUGAAAUGUUUAUUC